Molecule: messenger RNA, 882 nt
Organism: Drosophila eugracilis
Lineage: Eukaryota; Metazoa; Arthropoda; Insecta; Diptera; Drosophilidae
Exons: 4
Coding region: 190-882 (230 amino acids)
Source: RefSeq, a predicted model, not a curated record
AAUUUAACAGUUCACUAAAUGUGUUUGUAUUUAUGAUCACUUUUCUUGAAACAAUCAUAGUAAACCAGUGUAAAUAUGAGUCUUAGCAUUACCAUUCUAAUUUUAGGUACUAUAACGACCUAACUGCCAGCUGGGCUCCCGUUCUCUAAGCCAUGUUGACCUGGAUGUAACUUUCUAUUUGUCAGACAAAUGCUAAUUGUGGAAGAAUCUGUGAUGUCUUACAAUGUCUGCACUAAGUUUAGUUGCAUUUUAGCUGCUGACAUGAACAGUUUUAUGUGGUUUUCAGUUUGUGCAGUAUUCUGUCUAAUCUUUGUUAGGGAAAUGACAUCUCAAGAUGUGCAUUCAAGGGCUAAGCGAUUUCUGAUAUUUCCACGACAAGCGCCAACAAGACAUCAGUUCAUUGCUGGUAUUGGUAUUCCUGCUGAUCUAGAUUAUGAAUCACUAACUGUGGGCUACGUUUUAAAGGCAGAGUUCCUACUACCUUACAAUGCAACCGUUUGGAGGCAAGACCCUUUGUUUCCGAGAUACAAUACCACAGAUGCCCCAAAGCAAAGGAAUUUUCUUAGGAAACCCACCGAUCUGCGUUGGCAAAUCUAUGAAUUCAUUGAACAUUUGCUAAAUGGCUAUGGAUUGAAUGGACAUGAGUGUCUCUUAGAAGCCAUCUGCGAGGCUAAUAGAAUCAAGUUUGCUAGGGACUUCAGUACAGCUGCUGAAAUUUUACAUUUGCUCUUAAGUCCUUCUUCUACUUUAAACUCUAAAAGUGAAAGAGCUUUGGAUUUCAUUCAUGCAGAAAAAGAUGGAUCAAAAAGGGAUUGUUCGAUCUAUGAUUGCAAUACAAAGAUAAUUAAUUGGUUUUCACUUGUCAGCAAAAUGGAUUUUUAA